UGUGGGCCCUAUACGUGGCAUAAGGUAUGAAUCCUUUCCACGUCCGCCAUUUUGACAUACGGUACUUUUCGAGAGUGUUGGUUUUAUGUUUUAUCGUUUCCCGUGAAUAUAAUCUUUUUUACUGAAAACGUAUUUACAUAAUCAGCAUUAAUCAUGGGGAAUAUGUUUGCAACAUUAUUUAAAGGCCUUUUUGGCAAAAAAGAAAUGAGGAUUUUAAUGGUAGGCCUUGAUGCAGCGGGUAAAACCACAAUAUUAUACAAAUUAAAGUUAGGGGAAAUUGUUACUACAAUUCCCACUAUAGGCUUCAAUGUAGAAACAGUUGAAUACAAGAAUAUAAGUUUUACUGUAUGGGACGUUGGUGGUCAGGACAAAAUCAGACCUCUCUGGCGACAUUACUUUCAAAAUACACAAGGAUUAAUAUUCGUCGUUGACAGUAAUGAUAGGGAACGUAUCGGUGAAGCGCGUGAAGAAUUGAUGAGAAUGUUGGCAGAAGAUGAACUUAGAGAUGCAGUACUUCUUAUAUUUGCUAACAAACAAGAUCUCCCAAAUGCAAUGAAUGCAGCAGAGAUUACCGACAAGUUGGGACUCCACUCUCUUCGUAAUCGCAAUUGGUACAUUCAAGCAACGUGUGCCACAAGUGGAGACGGACUUUACGAGGGCCUCGAUUGGCUCUCUAAUCAGCUCAAAAAUGCCAAUCGCUAAUUGGAACAUUAUUCUGUCAACAUUCAGUUGCUAUAUUAACAUCAUAAAAUCAGCUGCACACCUAUCCCCCCCAUGAAAGAAUAAUAAUAUAAACAGAGGUAACACUAAGUGCAAACCGCGAGAUCUUUUUGAUCUCGAAGUGGAGGGUGGAGAUUGUCGAAAGUUGUCAUUGUGCCAGGAAGUUUUUUGGGGGGAGGGGAGUGGGGAAAUCGGCCGGAAGCACACAUUCUAACGGCCACACAAGACUAUUGCCUUGUGCAACUUACUAUUAUAAUUAUUAUUAUAUUAGCAUUAUAGUUACACUUUUUACACAGAGAUACCACGAGAAAAGUGGAAAACUUGGAAGUAAUUGUAUUAAAGUACCUAACUCUGAAACAUACAAUACACUUUGAUUAAUUAAUAAUUUGAAUAUCUUUGGAAAAAAACUUAAGAACAAAAAAGUGAAGUACCCACGGUGUUGUCAGUUUGAAUGCGUUGGACAUACUGAUUAUCAUAAUGUAGCUGCAUAUUGUACAUUACAUUAUAUAAAUACGAUGAUAAAAAUGUGAUCAAUAGAUGAGAGAAUGUUGCUCUGUCCACUACAUUACAAAUGUCACAUCGGCCCAUCAGUUGACAUGAAAAAAUGCAGUGAGUGGUAACUGACGGUGCAAUGACUUACUGUUUCUAGUUACAAAAGUUUGUUUCUAUUUUUUUAAGUUUUCAGUGGUAUACGUCGACAAAAGAAAAGUAAAAAACAAUACAAAACUAUGCAAAAUGGUUGUCUUACUGCUUGUGACUAUCAGCAGGUGUUGUAAUUGCACCCUCCUUCACCUGCUCGCGAUUAAAACUAACAGUCAGUCAACCAUGUAUAUCUCAGUGUAAAAGAGAUAUCGUUUAUUUAUUGCACCUUGAUAAGGUAAAUUAGAAUAUUGUCAACAUUCCGAAAUUAUGCAUCGAUCGUGGCGGGAAAUGCAGAUAAAAAAAAUUCGAAUGGGAAAAAAUAUGAGAUGAAAAAUGUGGAGUAAAGUAAAAAAAAAAGGUUAAAAAAAUGAUUAGGAAAGAACCUCUCGCAGCAAAGAGAGAUAGGCCUCGCAAUUUCUAAGCCAGCAAUCCAAACUGGCAUGGCAGUCUGCCAGAUGAAGCCAUUUUCGCAAAGCCCUUUAAUCUCCUAAUGUUUUCCUGUCCUUAAAAAUAUAUUGUUUUUACAAAAUAAUCUUCCCCUAAUUGAUCAAAUCGCCUUUCCGUCAUAUGCGAAGAUUCGUAUAAUUAUAUAUGAAUGUUUAAACGAUUUGUGAAAUAUACUGUAAUUGUGCUUUAUGUAGUCUAUAUGUUAUUUGCCGUUAAAAUAGUUUGUUUUUGUUCUGGCUGGUUUAUCGAAUAGUAUUGAUAGAAAGUCCUCCUUUUCGGGGUGCAUGCAUAUUGUGCAAGGAAUGACAAGGAUAAAGGGAUUUCCGCACAUAUGUGGACGCUGAUGACAUAGAAACUAUUACUAUUAUUUACAUUGGACGAAAACAAACACAUCUCUAUCCUCGUCGCUUCAUGCUCAGCCUUGCAUGCAUCCCCUUUAUUCAGACGAUGGUACUCAGUUAAAGAAGCACGAUUACUUUUCCCUUUUAAUUACUAAAGACUGCACACCACCUAUACCGCAUGUUUCAUUUAGCAACUUAAGUUCUCUUCCCUCUUUUUCUUUUCUUUUUCUUGAUCGACUAAUUAUACAUUAGUUAUGGAUAAAUUACAAAUUUUCUAGACUUCUAUUAUAAUUU
Molecule: messenger RNA, 2444 nt
Organism: Bombus pascuorum
Lineage: Eukaryota; Metazoa; Arthropoda; Insecta; Hymenoptera; Apidae
Gene: Arf79F
Product: ADP-ribosylation factor 1
Exons: 5
Coding region: 154-702 (182 amino acids)
Biological process (GO): intracellular protein transport; vesicle-mediated transport
Cellular component (GO): cytoplasm; plasma membrane
Molecular function (GO): GTPase activity; GTP binding
Source: RefSeq, a predicted model, not a curated record